UCAGUACUUCAGUACUCUGUCCCAUCCGGCUUAGAGGGCUUAGAGGGGCUUAGAGCGCUUAGAGAGCGUGGUGAACGGAAGAGAUGGACGGGAACAGCGAAGGUUUGGAUAGAAAGCAAACUUAUAAGAAAAGCAAACGAAAAAAGAAAAUUACGUGGAAUAAGAGUAAAAACAAUAAACUGAAGAGUGAAGUGGCUUCCAUACAGAGUCUUAAAGAGGCAUACAAUAAUAUAGAUGCAUCAAAAGUGAACUCUUUCAAGGAUUUUCCACUUUCCCAGAAAACUCUUAAGGGACUUAAAGAAUGUGGUUAUGUGAAGCCCACAGAAAUACAGCAACAAAGUAUUGGCCUUAGUCUCUGGGGUUUAGAUAUCUUAGGUGCUGCCAAAACGGGAAGUGGAAAGACUUUAGCUUUCCUUAUUCCGGUGCUUGAAGCUCUGUACUGCAAACAGUGGACCAGACUAGAUGGUAUUGGAGCGCUUAUUAUCACACCUACUAGAGAGUUAGCAUACCAGAUAUUUGAGACUUUACGUAAAGUGGGUUACUACCAUGACAUGUCUGCAGGGCUUAUCAUAGGUGGUAAAGAUCUACACUUCGAGAAGAAGAGAAUGGACAAGUGCAACAUACUUAUAUGUACCCCAGGCAGACUGUUGCAGCACAUGGAUGAAAACCCACUGUUUGACUGCAGUAACAUGCAGAUAUUGGUACUGGAUGAGGCAGAUCGAUGUUUAGACUUGGGGUUUGAAGCCACAAUGAAUAAUAUCAUUGAAAAUCUACCCCCAGAAAGGCAAACAUUGCUAUUUUCUGCAACCCAGACAAAAUCAGUUCGGGACUUGGCGAGACUUAGUCUUAAGGAUCCCAUGUAUGUAUCAGUGCAUGAACACGCCAAACAUAGUACACCAGAAUCUCUGCGACAGAGUUACAUUAUCUGUAACCUUCAUGAUAAAAUUAACAUGUUGUGGUCCUUCAUCAGGAAUCAUCUCAAACAGAAGAUUCUUGUGUUUAUGGCAAGUUGUAAGCAAGUCAAAUAUGUUUAUGAAAUGUUCUGCCAUCUGCGACCUGGCACCACCCUGCUGGCUCUCUAUGGAACCCUGCAUCAACUGAGGCGUAUGGCUAUCUAUGAAUCAUUCUGUCGGAAAUCAAAUGCUGUCCUGUUUGCCACUGACAUUGCAGCCAGAGGUUUAGAUUUCCCAGAAGUGGACUGGGUUGUCCAAUUAGAUUGUCCAGAGGAUGCAAAUACUUACAUUCACCGUGCUGGAAGGACAGCCAGAUAUCACAAAGGAGGAGAGUCCCUUCUUGUGUUGCUUCCAUCAGAAGAACAAUGUAUGGUGGAAGAACUCAAUGCAAAGAAGAUACCUGUCAGUAAGAUAAAAAUCAACCCAAUGAAAUUACAGUCUCCUCUACGGAAAAUGGAGGCAUUUUUGGCGAGAGAUCCCAGUUUAAAAGAAUCAGCUCAACGUGCAUUUGUCUCUUACGUGAAAUCUAUAUUUCUUAUGAAAAACAAGAAAAUAUUCAACAUACAUGCCCUGGACACUGAGUUGUAUUCCAGAUCUUUAGGGUUGGCAGUACCACCAAGAAUCAGGUUUCUUCAGAGAGCUCAGAAACAGCGAGGACAGCAGAUAACAAAACCUGAGAACUUGGGAAAGGAUUCAGAUUUGUGGGUUUUACCUAGUUCAGAUGCACUGAAUUCUCAGAAAUUUAGGAACACCAGUAGCAGUGAAAGCUCAGAUGAAGAAAGCAAUCAGAAGCAAGGCACUAGAUUGACACAGCAGUCCCUGGCCUUUGGGAAUGAUGACAGUGACAGUGAACUGGAUGUACUGAAGGUAAAACGUAGAGACCAUGAGUUGGAAAUGGAAAUUCCAUCACCAGAGGAAAAUUUCCAUCAGAAUGCAAAAAAGAAAGUUCUUACAAAAGUGGCUAUGGCAAAAAAAAUUCUCAAGAAGAAGAUUAUAGCUAACAAAAAGACAUUAUUCAAUGAUGAAGGACAGGCUGUGUUGGACCAUGCAAAGGAAAAAGUUUCAGAUCUUGCCAGAGAAUAUGAAUCACAGAUUAGAGGUGGAAUUGACAUUGAAGAAGCAAAGCAAGUGCUGAGGGAAGAAGACAAGUAUGACAAGCAACGUUUCAGAGACAAGAUCAAAGCUAAACACAGGGAAGAAAAAGUGAAGUUAAAAAAGGCAAGACAUGAACAGAAAAAGCAAGAAAAGUCUGAAUCUGAGGAGGACUUUGACAAUGAAGAGGAUGCUGAGGAGGGUCACCUGGACUUAUCCUGGCUACCGGAUCCUGACAAAGUGUAUCCCUUAAGGGAUAUGGGUGCUGAAGACUCUGAUAGGAAUGAACUGUCUCAUGCUGGAAGAGGCAGUGAUGGCGAUGGUGAUGAUUAUGACAGUGAUGAUGAUGAUGAUGGUGAUGGUGACAGCUGCUUAGAGGAGGAAGAUAAGAAUCACAUGUUCCAGCCGUCAAAGAGAAAAAGAUUUCGAGAAGAUGAGCCAUUGGAUACUGGCCUUUCAUUACAGGAAGACGAAGACCUGGCAGUGCACCUUCUACGAAACGCAAGAUAAAGUUCAUGAGUUGAAAAGUUGUAGUUAUGCAGGAAGUAUGUGUGUUGUUCCAUCAAUAAAUGAGCCAACUGUUCA
Messenger RNA from Cryptotermes secundus, 2630 nucleotides. Its product is annotated as probable ATP-dependent RNA helicase DDX10. Gene Ontology annotation, molecular function: ATP binding; nucleic acid binding; RNA helicase activity. The record is from RefSeq and is a predicted model, not a curated record. Gene Ontology annotation, cellular component: nucleus. Lineage: Eukaryota; Metazoa; Arthropoda; Insecta; Blattodea; Kalotermitidae. The transcript is spliced from 14 exons. Gene Ontology annotation, biological process: rRNA processing. The coding region runs from base 84 to 2555 and encodes 823 amino acids.